AGAAGUGAGACCAGCUUCCUCCUCUAGAGAAACUUUGAACUGUUAUUUAUAUUGUUAAUUAAUGUUAAAUACAUUGCGAUUUCCUUAUAUACUCACCUUUUAAUUGUGUUUUUGACCUGCAGCUGUGUUUUAUUAUUUCCGCAGAACAACAGAGUGAGAGAGGAGAGGACUUACCAUGUCUUUAAGAUCAGCAGCAAGAGGAUUUCUAGCUUUCCUUCUGUCAGUACCAGCGCUUCAGGGUAUUGAUGAAUGGACGGUUACUUACUCACCUAGUAAUGUCUGCGCUUUAAGAAAAUCGACGGUUGACCUCAGUUGCACUUAUGAAUACCCUGACAACGUACAGUACCACCCUAACACAGUCUAUACACUGUGGUUUACUAAAGUAUCCAACAGUCAACCUGUUGAUCUGCGAGGUGAUGCAGACUAUACAGGUCGUGUUGGAUACAGCUGUGGAGAGGUCAGAUGUACCGGGUCCAGAUGUCAUGGAACAUGUACCCUGAGAAUCAAAGAACUGAGAGAGAGUGACUCUGCUGUCUACAAGUUUCGGUUCACAACAAACCAACCACGUGGGGAAUAUACUGUUGACCCUGGAGUGACAUUAUCUGUAACAGAUCUCCAGGUGAAGGUGUCCUUUCCUGACCCUCCCGAUCCUACCAGGGCAGAGCUGGAGUGUCACAGUAGGUGUGGUCUAGCUGGUGACCCUCCCUACAUCUGGUACAGAAAUGAACAGAAUCUAAGACAUGGAGAGAAGAACUUGGUCCAACCUCGGUCUGGAGGCAGCUAUUCAUGUGCUGUUGAAGGACACAAUCUCACCUCUCCUUUUGUGUACGCUCCAAAGACCCCCUCAGUGACCGUGAGUCCCUCUGGUGAAAUAGAGGAGGGCAGUUCAGUGACUCUAAACUGCAGCAGUGAUGCCAAACCAGCAGCUAACUACACCUGGUUCAAGGUCAAUAUAGAUAAUUUCUCCAGAGACAUGAACCACGGACAACCGCUCGUCUUUGGACACAUCCUGUCUACAGACUCUGGACAAUAUCGUUGUGACGCACAAAAUAAGCUAGGGAAAGAAUCAGUCUCCAUCUCUAUCAAUGUCCAAUAUGGACCCAAACACACAUCUGUGUAUUCAAGUCCCCCUGGUGAAAUAGAGGAGGGCAGUUCAGUGACGCUGAGCUGCAGCAGUGAUGCCAACCCAGCAGCUAACUACACCUGGUUCAGGGAACAUGAAGACUUAGUGGAAGAAUCGGGACAGAACCACACUAUCACUAAUAUCCCACCUGACCUUGGAGGAAACUAUUACUGCCAAGCUCAUAAUGAAAUCGGACGUCACAAUUCCCCCUUUUUAUUCAUUAAAGUGACAUCAUCAUCACAUACAGCAAUGGUAGCUGUAACAACCAGUGUUAUGUUACUGGCCACCAUACUUCUCCUUCUCGUCUUCCUCUGGUUGAGAAGAAAGAGGGCCUCCAGAAAGGCAUGUGGACAGGGAGGAAGGCCAGAUACUGUGGAGGAGCCACUUCCUGUUCCUGUGUAUGAAAACGCCUCAGCUCUGACCAAUCAAAUGGUUCCUACACUUGGAGAACGAAAUGAAGAGAAGGAUGACGACCUUCACUGUGCCAGCAUCCACGCCUCUCGCUCAGAGAACCAGGAAGUUCCUCGCUGGUUGACUGGCUCUCGUGUCCAAUCAGACCAGACAGAUACAUCCUUUUACUCUGUGCUCAACAUUAAGAGACUCAACGCUGUCCCUGGAGAAAGUGACCAGACAGAAACCUCAGAAGUUUACAGCAACGUCAAAGAAUAACCUGGAGAUUGAACCAGUGGCAGCAGCACGAUGUAAAUAGUAGUGAAGAGGAGGUUUUGGGAAUAUCUAGUGCUGGCUUUAGACCAGGGGUCGGCAACCCUAGGCACGCAUGCCAACACUGGCACGUGGCAGCAUAAUCAUUGGCACACUUGAGAAGAAAAUGUCACAGCACAAUGUGGCAGCAUAAUCAUUACUACCGGGUUUUUUUGCACUUUAUUUUGUUUUGGGCAUUUCCUCCCUGUGUAUGUUUAAAUGAGAUACUGAAAGCAGUGUUCUGAAAUGGGAUCAAUUAAUAGUAUGUAGCCUAAACCUAUGUUGUGAGUAAUAGAGAAGAAAAUAUUUAAAAUAUUGUGGCAAGUGGCCUGUAUGCAUCGCCUUCACAUGGUUUUGCAAAGCUGUACAUGUCUUAAAGAUAUGAGGAUGGUUCCAACAUUCUCAUAUAUUCUCGGUUUCUCACAUUGGAAAUAUGUUUUUGAAUGAGUUUCUGGAAGUUGUGUUUUAAGAUGGGACAUAUGUAAUUAUAAUUUGCAAUCCCAUGUUGCAAAUAUAACAGCAAAAAAAUCAUUAUACAAUUCCAGGUCUUCUGGAAAUGUUUUUGGUCGCUGUGUCAUAAUUCAGCUUAAUAUAUAAUAUAUUUUUGCUUAAGGCACACAUUAACGAGAAAAUGUCAAACUGGCACUGCAUGUUGAAAACUUUGCUGACCCCGGCUUUAGACCAAUGGGAGUGUCGGUGAGAACACAGGGUUGUCCAGUCAGAGUUCCAAGUUUUAUGGGCUUUAUUGUCCAAAGGUGUGAGCAGGACUGUAUGCAUGCGUGUUGGUGGGUAUGAUGCUAACGUGUAACUAGGUAUAAUGGGUAGGUAGUUAGGUUGGAUAUAUGUGUGUUAAGGUAAGUUGUGUGUGUGGCAAAGCCUGAUUUCCACCGGGGACGUAAGCGCCGCGGUCACCGCUGCUGAUCGCUGCCACUCUAAUCAAAGAAACCAUUCCCACCGGGCGCGCUGCGGAACGUCUUAGCAUCCCAGGAGCAUCCCAACGUCUCAGCGUCCCAGGAGCGGCGCGCUGCGCCGCAGCACUAUCAUUCCGUAGCACUUCUAUUUUUGACGCAAGACGUUGCUGAACCGCGUCAAUUUCAACAGAGCAGAUCGAGCCGGGCAGGAAGUGAAAAAGUAAAAGCCAUAGAGCAUCCGGUCAAUUUUUUAAAUAAAACCAGAGCCCGUCUACGAAGAGCCUGGGCACUCCCUAUACGCCCCAUUGUACCGAUUUUGGUUGUAGUUCCAUGAGACAUCCACUGGGGGUGAUCGCGGGCGAGUCCAGAUUGAAUGGGAGUCUAUGGGGCUAGACGGCUAAUUAUGCCUCUUUCACCUGCUUGUCGUUGAAAUAUCGCAAAUUUUAUUGUAGAUUCCGCAAGUUCAAUAUAGAUUAUGGUUCAAAAGUCAAAUGAGUGAGUACUUAUGUCCUUUCGAUUUCUUACAGUUUGGGCCGUUGUUGGCCAUACACGCUAGCAUUCUGCUAAUGAAUGCUGAUUGGUCAGGGACGGACUUGCGACUGAUUACGACCAGAGACCCCUCUUGACGGCAUCUGAAGCUGAAGAGCAAUCAGAAACGUGUUAACUCAAUUUUUGCGUACUGUAUUUAUAUUUUCCUGCAGGCCCUUUUAUUUUUUAGAUAGUAUGUAUGGUGAAAGUACAUGGGCAUAAAUGGAAUUUCUUCCAUUUCUUGUGUUCAAUGUUCAAUGUGUUA
Gadus macrocephalus (Pacific cod) is the source of this 3529-nucleotide messenger RNA. RefSeq names its product B-cell receptor CD22-like. Lineage: Eukaryota; Metazoa; Chordata; Actinopteri; Gadiformes; Gadidae. The transcript is spliced from 9 exons. The record is from RefSeq and is a predicted model, not a curated record. The coding region runs from base 176 to 1792 and encodes 538 amino acids.